GAUAACAUGGACUGACAAGCGGCCUCCGCCGGUUCCCGGCCCCAGACCACCGCUCCAAGUGCUUGGAUUCCCACCGUUCGGAACACACGUAUUGGCAGGAGCACGUGUGGGGGAGGAGACACCCGUUACCCCACCAGAGGUCAAGAUCCCGGUGCUUACUCAGGGAGGGACCAGCCAUGCGAAGGACUCGAGUGGAGGAGCUGAUGGUCACGAGUCAGCCGAGACAUCUCUAAGUUUGGGAAGACAACCCAGAUCACUCGACCAGGGAGCAAGGCCACCACCCCGAGUCGAGGAGCAAAUGCUGACCAUGACAAGGAGCGAGAUGCAAAGAAUGAUUGCAGAGGUAGUGACAGCCCAAAUGAAGCAGACACAAGAGGGAGAGUCGUUGCAAGAUUAUGUGGCCAGAUACACGCGAGCAUGUGUCGAUGUGCUUUCAGCCACUGAGGAAAUUAAAUCGGGAGGGCUCACUAGGGGAUUACUCCCAGGACUGCGCAUAAAUUCUUUGGCAAAGCGGCCUGGGAGGACUUUUGAUGAGGUUCUGGGAAGGUGUGCCAAGUAUAUGAAUGUGAAAGAAGCAGAAGCCGACUUCUUGCAAGCGGCAAGGGCAAAAACCGAACCCCGAGAGGAGAAGAAGGAUAAAAAGCCAAGUUUGACGUUAGAAAAAAAGGAACCCCUGAGAAUGGAUAGAGAGGGACAGUCGAGGGGGUGGAAGCCGACUCAGUACACCCACUUGUCGGCCCCAAAUGCGAGAAUAUUAGAAGUAAUGGAGAAGAAAAUCCAUGAUAAUAUUGUCAGGUGUGUAACGCCCCGUUCGAUUUGUAGAAUUUCUCGCAAUAUUCUAUUUGUCGAAUAUUGCCUGAAUUCGCAACACCCGACCACCAUCCAAGGCCAAAUCGAGCAUCGCCGAGAAAUUUCAUCACAGCCCCGUCCUUUGGUUACAGCUGAAAACUUCGACUCCUCCCAGGCGCGAGCGAGCAGCAGGUUAGGUUAUUGCCACCGUCGAGCAACCCCCGACAGUCCCGAACGCGGCCAGGGAUCAUUCUCGCACGACCAACACCUGUUCUCGGUUAUCGCUGCUCCAUCGAGAAGUCCCUUCACCUCGCUCGCCGUGAAAUCCCGUAACUGUUUGCCACAGCAGUCGCCGUACACCCCGUCGGUCUUCGUUCAGGCCCGUACAGUCGAAACACUCCCCGUCGGCUUUUGUUUAGUGGCCCGAGCAACAGAGACAACCCUUUUCAGACCCGA
Striga hermonthica is the source of this 1245-nucleotide messenger RNA. Lineage: Eukaryota; Viridiplantae; Streptophyta; Magnoliopsida; Lamiales; Orobanchaceae. The record is from the annotation of a GenBank genome assembly.